This is a messenger RNA of Astyanax mexicanus (Mexican tetra), 18099 nucleotides long. RefSeq names its product serine/threonine-protein kinase WNK2 (gene wnk3). Gene Ontology annotation, biological process: protein phosphorylation; negative regulation of sodium ion transport; monoatomic ion homeostasis. The coding region runs from base 1487 to 12583 and encodes 3698 amino acids. The record is from RefSeq and is a predicted model, not a curated record. The transcript is spliced from 25 exons. Gene Ontology annotation, molecular function: potassium channel inhibitor activity; ATP binding; protein serine/threonine kinase activity. NCBI's taxonomy places the organism in Eukaryota, Metazoa, Chordata, Actinopteri, Characiformes, Acestrorhamphidae. Gene Ontology annotation, cellular component: cytosol; cytoplasm.
CGCUUUCUCUCUCUCUCUUUCUUUAUCUCAUUAUCUCUCUGUCUCUGAAUGAAGAUCCGAGUCCGCGUCUCUCCGCCAUCCGCCGAGACAUGAGGAGCGCGAGGAGGCACGGAGCGCCGACACUGCACGAGCACGAGCACGGACUCAGACGGACACGGUUGUACGCGACCGCUUUGUGAAAUAUCUCGCGUGCGGCGGCAGCGGCGGCGCGCGCACCCGAAACUAAACACACACAAAAGGCAGAGCGGCGUCUGUUUCCCCCUCCGGUCUCCGCAGCAGCAACAGUAGAGCCCGGGCCAGAAGAGGUGGAGGAGGAUCCGGAGCCCAGGAUUUAUUUACCCACGGCGUUUAAACCGGGGAAAUACCCGCCUUUACCGGAGGAAUACGCAGCCAGCCUGUUCCCAGCAGAGGAGAUUUUAUAUUCAGUACGGAUUUUUUGUAAGAUAGGGUGUUCUGUCGAUUUCUGCUACCCUGUCAAAACGUGCAACCAGACUGUAGCGCAUAUAUAUAUAUAGCUGAAGCUUGCUAGCUACCUGUCCUCCCAUCUGAAAUCUAGCUAAUUCUAGGUGGGGCAGGUAACACUAAAGAUAUUUAGAUGGCCUAAAGCACUGUAAGGAGAAGGUAGGUAGGCUAAUUUGUGUGAUUUUUUAAUUAUUUUAUUUUAUUUUUGGAAUGGCAUUUACACCAUGGUAAUACUCAAGCAAAUAACAGGUGAUGUGUAACAAUGUAAUCAAUCAAGCAGACAACAAACAAAAUCCUAAAAAAAAAAAUCACAUGUAAACAUUUAAAAUCGUGUGUCAAUGGGCCGGCGCAUGCGCAGAGCCGCUAAGUAGUUAGCUAGCGCGUAUCGACGGGUAGCAUAAAUCGACAGAACAACUGAGCGGCGGCGAAUUGACGGUCUCGCGGAUUCGCGCGACUCCCCUCGCGCAGCGGAUUUGAGGAAUAAAUAAGCUGCCCGCGGUCCUGCUGGAGAGGAGCACUGAACGCAGAACGGACAGCGGAAGAUGCCUCAUGCCGGAUUUACUUGAAGAUGCUCUGCAAACACUGAGAAAAGACAUUCCUGCUGUGGAUUGAUUCCUGCAUUGAUAGAUUAUAAUAAUUGGGAUUAAACAGUUUGUGGAUUUUACCGAUUGACCUGCCUUUGGACGGACUGGGAGGAACAGUGGGAGUGGGUGGGAGAUGGAGAGGAGUGGAGUAAGGACUGAGAGCUGCCUUAAACUAACAGAACAGUGAGAUUGUGUCCUCCUGUGUCUCUGUGAACGAGAGCAAACGGAUAUAAAGAAGAGGUGAGCUGGUGGAGAGUCUGGUGAAAGAGAGAGAGUUUGGUGUGCCCCGUGGCAGGAGGGUGAAGGCCGGUGGUGGAUUUAUUAACACGAUCUGCACGAGAGGGUGUCCACCGCGAGAGAGAGACGGGGACUGACGCAGAGCCAGAGCUCAGGAGGGGGAGGAGGAGGAGAAGGAGGAGGAGUGGGGAGGCUCAUAGGCCAUGGCGACGGACCCCGGAGAGCCCACUGCCACGGAAGAGUCGUCCGGAGAGAAAGCUGAUGGAGAGAGGGAGGAGGAGAGGGCACAGGGCAGCCGGGCGGCCCAUGAACGAGAGAGGACUCGCAGCACGCCCUCCGACUUCCCCUCCAGCCAGACGCAGGAGAGGAGAGCGGGGCGAGGGGAAGGCGCAGGGGGAGGAGAAGAAGAAGAAGGAGGCCAGGAAUUGGAGACUCCAGCCAGGCCCUUAUCCUUCUCCACCCCGUCUUCUCCGGCCGCCGGCGGACCCCGUGUUAAGCGCGAAAACAAGCGCUUCUUCCGCAAGAGCGUAGAGAUAUGCGAGGAGGAGGAUGAGUUGGAGGAGGCCGCUGAUGCCCCUCACAGUGCCCCUCAUUUCGAGCGCCGUGCCUCGGACUCCGUGUUCAGCAGCGGAAACCAGCAGCUACCCGCCAGUGCCUCGGCUGCCCUGGGUGAGGAGGGCACCCACGGUGGUGCCCAGGAUCCAGAAAAGGGUGGCCAGUCGGUUCCUGCUCUAAAGGGGAAGGAGCGGGACCGCGAGCAAGAGGAGGAGGCAGAGAUGAAGGCGGUGGCCACCUCGCCCGGUGGACGCUUUCUGAAAUUUGACAUUGAGCUCGGCAGAGGAGCCUUUAAAACAGUUUACAAAGGCCUGGACACUGAGACCUGGGUGGAGGUGGCCUGGUGUGAGUUACAGGAUCGGAAGCUGACCAAGGCGGAGCAGCAGCGCUUCAAAGAGGAGGCGGAGAUGCUGAAGGGUCUGCAGCACCCCAACAUCGUGCGCUUCUACGAUUCCUGGGAGUCUGUGCUGCGAGGGAAGAAGUGCAUUGUUCUAGUCACCGAGCUCAUGACCUCGGGAACACUCAAAACAUAUCUGAAGCGCUUUAAGGUCAUGAAGCCAAAGGUGCUGCGCAGCUGGUGCCGGCAGAUCCUGAAGGGCCUGCAGUUUCUACACACACGAACCCCACCGAUUGUACACCGGGACCUCAAGUGUGACAACAUCUUCAUCACAGGUCCCACCGGCUCAGUGAAGAUCGGAGACCUGGGUCUGGCCACUCUUAUGAGAACCUCCUUUGCUAAGAGUGUUAUAGGUACCCCAGAGUUCAUGGCACCAGAGAUGUACGAGGAGCACUACGAUGAGUCGGUGGAUGUCUACGCCUUUGGCAUGUGCAUGCUGGAGAUGGCUACAUCUGAGUACCCUUACUCUGAGUGUCAGAACGCUGCUCAGAUCUACCGUAAAGUCACAAGUGGGAUCAAGCCUGCCAGCUUUGACAAAGUGAAUGACCCAGAAAUUAAGGAGAUCAUUGAGGGAUGCAUUCGGCAGAACAGAGGCGAACGGCUCUCUAUAAAGGACCUCCUGAACCACGCCUUCUUUGGCGAGGACACUGGGGUGCGAGUGGAGCUGGCUGAGGAGGACACGGGCUGCCAGGACUGCCUAGCUUUACGAAUCUGGGUGGAAGAGCCCAAGAAGCUGAAGGGAAAGCACAAAGAUAACGAGGCCAUCGAGUUCAGCUACGACCUGGAGAAUGACAGCGCCGAGGAGGUGGCACUGGAGAUGGUGAAGUCUGGGUUUUUCCACGAGAGCGAUGCGAAAGUGGUGGGAAAGUCUAUAAGAGACAGAGUUGCUCAGAUUAAGAAGUCUCGUGAGAAACGGCAGCAGCAGCAGGGUCUGGAGGAGCGCCGCGACUCCUCGGCUGUUCCUCCAGCUUCUUUUCCGUGUGUGCACCCCUCCUCUCUGGGCCCUGGGGCUGCUGCUGCUCCCGCUGCUGCUCCUGCAGGAGCCACUGGGGGGCAGGGGGAGGCAGAGGACCUGCCAGAGGUGGACCAGCAUGUUCGGCAGCAGAUCCAAAGCAGCACCACAUUUGGCCCUACAGAUGUGGAAGCUCUUUCUGCAGCCAGUGGAGAAUCAUUUGCAGGCGGACAGAGCCAAGCUUAUUCCUUAGCAGGAGAUUCUGGGAACCCUUAUGCUCUGGCUCAGACAAGCUACCCUGCUGGAACCUCUGUAGUGCAGAGUGCAGGGGUUGCAUCUCACCCCCAGAUGCUUCCUAUUGGUCAGAAUGGAGGGGUUCCAAAUGUGCCUAUUGGUCAGAGUGUUGGGGCAUCUGGCAUGUCCAUUGGCCAAAGUGGUGGUGGUGGGGCUGCAAGCAUUCCUCUGGCACAGACUUUCAUUCAACCAGUCGCUAUGGCAACACAGGUCUCAUCUGGUGUACCGCAGCAGUAUUCUCAGUCCCUUGCCCAGUUUCCCACGGACGUACCACAAAUGCCUCUCCACCAACCAGGAGAGGCCGCAACAACCCAUGCCUCUCUCAUACAGUCACAGUCACACAUAACCCCCAUUUCACCCCAGGCACCCAUUAACGUCCUGUCUACUUCUAUCUCUGCUGGGGAGCCCAUAGGACCAUCAGUUACUAAUGUGAUGCCACAAACUCAACAGACCCAGCCCAGUGUGCAGCAACCUGAAAUGGUUCAAUCCCAACAAACUGGAGUUCCACAGACCACACUGUUACAACAGCCACCGCAGUCACUACCAGCAAAUGUACAACCACAAGCCCAGGUAGUCCUGUUACAACAGCCGAUGGACCAGCUUCAGCUUCAGAGCAUGCAGAGCGUGUUACAACCCCAGCAGAUGGAGCAGCCAUUUAUCCCGCAGCAGCAGCAACAACAGCAGCAGCAGCAAACUUUGGCUCAUCCUCAGCAGAUAGAGUCACUGCAGCAGAUAUACGCAGCACAGCAACCUGUCGGAGUACAACAGCAGCCAGUAAUUCAGCCACAAGUCCAGCAGCAGCAGGUAUCAGUACAGCAACCCCCAAUGGUGCAACAGCAGCAGCAUCCGCAGCAGAAACCGCAGUUGUUACUGCAACCGCAACAAAAUCAACAGCUCUACAUGCCAAGACCAGCUGAACCGCAAGAGCAGACUGUGAUCCAACAACCGUCAAUGCUGGCGCCAAGCCCUCAACCGAUGCAGAUCAUCAAAAAACAGCAAGCGGCCCUUGCUUCACAACAGCAACUGGAGCAACAAAAGCAACAGCGGGUCUGUUUACAACAACAGCAGCAGCAACAGCAACAGAUGCUCAGUCAGCAACAACAGACUGCCGUGGUACAACAGAAGAUGGAACAACAGCAGCAAACUCUACAGCAGCAGAAGCAGCAAAUCGAGCAACAGCAAGCCAUCAUACAGCAGGUGGAGCAGCAGCGGCAGCAGCAGGCGCUUUUCCAGCAGCACCUAGGGCAGCAACAGGCUCUGCUGCAGCAACAGCAGUUAGAGCAGCACCAAGCCCUGCUACACCAACAACACCAGUUUGAACAUCAGCAGGCUCUGUUAAAGCAAAAACAGCAACCGCAGCUAGAGCAACAACAGGCUCUGCUGCAGCAACAGCAGCUGGAUCAGCAAUCUCUUGUGCAGCAACAGCUGGAGCAACAACAGGCACUUUUGAAACAACAGCAGAUAGAGCAGCAGCAGCAAGCUCUACUGCAGCAACAACAGCUAGAGCAGCAGCAGAAACAAGCUCUUUUAUUCCAACAGCAACAACAACAGCAGCAGCUAGAGAAACAGCAAGCCAUGCUACAGCAGCAGCAGCAACUGGAGCAUCAGCAAGCUUUGCUACGGCAGCAGCAACAGCAGCCAAUACUGCAGCAGACUUCUCAGUCUCAGCAACAGAUGCAGCAACAGGCAGAGCAACAACAAGCGUUCCCAUCGCAGAUCGAUCAACAGCAGCAGGCGUUACUACACCAACAGACCCUGCUACAACAGCAACAGAUAGAGUUGCACCAACAGGCUUUACUGAAGCAGCAACAGCAAGAACAGCAACAGAUGCAACAGCAGCAACAAGCCUUGCUGUUGCAGCAACAGCACCAACAGCCUAUGUUGGAGCAACAACCAACAACUGUUGGGCAGCAUCACAGUGGACAGCAGAAAGCUGUGAUUCUAGAGACGGUACAACAGCAGCAGCAGCAGCAGCAUCAAGCUCUACUCCAGCAGCAACACCAACAGCAAGCCUUGCUGCUACAGCAACAGCAACACCAACAGCACCAACAACAGUUGGAGCAACAGAAAGUUCUUGGGCAGCAUCACAGUGGACAGCAGAAUGCUAUCACUCUACAGACUGUACAGCAGCAACAACAGCAGCAGCAGCAACAGGCUUUACUCAAGCAACAACAGGAACAGCAGCAACAUCAAGCCUUGCUGCUACAACAGCAGCAGCAGCAACAGACAGUUAUUGGGCAGCAUCACAGUGGACAGCUGAAUGCGGUCACUCUGGAGACUGUACAGCAACAGCAAGCCUUGUUACUACAAAAACAGCAGCAACAACAACAGGAACAGCAAGCCUUGUUGCUACAACAACAGCAGCAACAACAGCACCACCUUAGUGGGCAACAGACACUCAUCACUCCAGAGGCAGUGCAGCAGCAGCAGGAUCUACUCAAGCAACAGCAGGAACAGCAGCAACAGCAAGCAUUGUUACUACAGCAGCAGCAGCACCAACAACAACAGCAGGAACAGCAGCAACAGCAAGCCUUGUUACUACAACAGCAGCACCACCACCAACAGCAAGAACAGCAGCAACAGCAAGCCUUGUUACUACAGCAGCAGCACCACCAACAACAGCAAGAACAGCAGCAACAGCAAGCCUUGUUACUACAACAGCAGCACCACCACCAACAGUUGGAACAGCAAACAGCUCUUGGGCAUCAUCUCAGUGGGCAACAGACAGUCAUCACUCCAGAGACAAUACAACAACAGCAGCAGCAGCAGGCUCUACUCAAGCAACAACAGGAACAACAACAAGCCUUGUUACUCCAACAGCAGCAACAGCACCACCAACAGAUGGAGCAACAAACCCUUCUUGGGCAUCAUCUCAGUGGGCAACAACAAGUUGUGACUCAAGAGACUAUACAACAACAGCAGCAACAGCAGGCUUUAGUCAAGCAACAGCAGGAACAACAGCAACAGCAGCAGCAACUACAACAUCAAGCUAUGUUACUACUGCAGCAUCAACAUCAGCAUCAACAGUUGGAGCAACAAGCAGCCCUUGGGCAGCAUAACAGCGGCGAGAAGCUAACAACAGGAAUGCUUGAGCCAGUUCAGCAAAUCAGCCAGAUACCACAAUGUGCGACUCCACAGAUUACAUCCCCAGCUCUUCAGUCUCACACGAGUCUUACUCAGCAACAAAUCGAGCAGCAGCAAGCAUUCAUUCAGGCACAGCAACAGCAAACCUUUCUGGCACAGCAACAACACAGAACCUCUAUUGUGGAGUCGCAGGUUCCAGCUGUUGCUCAUGCUGCUUCACAAAUGGUUAGCGCCUCAAUUCCAAGCCAGAUGCAAACCCCAGUACACAUUCAGCAGGUUAUACCAGCCCCAUCAGCUGCUCAGCCCCAAGCACAAAUGCAACAGCAGAUUCAAGGUGAUUCUGUUCCGCAAAUGCACGGGCAAAUCCCAGUACAGAUCCCUGGUCACUCAGUUGCGCAGUCCGUGGUUCCCACUAUGGUUCAGAUUUCUCAAGCAACUCAACAAAUCCAAGCUUCAGUUCUUGCCCAGGCUCCGGCGCAACCACAAAUUCAAGCCCACCCUUGUGAGCUUGUUCCAGCCCAGGCACAAGCUCAAAUGGCCAUACAGGCGCAGAGUCUUCCAGCUCAAGUUGUGCCACCUCAAGCUGUUGCUCCUGUCCUUUGUCAAGUCCCACCAGUAGCUCCAGCAGCUCUCUUACCGAGCCCGAUUCAGCCUCAAGUGCAGGCUCCUUCUGCUUUGCUGACAGCACAGUACACCCAAGCUCCACAGGUCAGUCAGCAGACCAUUCAGCCAGUUCGGAUGGACCUGAGACAAAGUACACAGCAUCAAAUUCCACCUCAGCAGUAUCACCAAACAGGGCAGUCUCCAGUAUCCGUGGGAAGUACCGUUACUUCUUCAUCAACUGCUGUAGUCCCUACAACAUUGGCUACCACUCAGCAGUACUUGCAGCAGACAGCCCAGGCUCAGAUUCAGACCCAAGAUCAGACCCAGAAUCAGGCUGUUCUCCAGGCACAUCAGCAGCCAGUUGGCAUGGCACUUCAGACUGUCAUGCAACCAAUUCCACCUGUGCAACCUCCACACAGAGUUUCUCAACACUAUGAGCAGCAGAUACAAGUUCAGCAGCAGCCCCAGCCAGUUUUAUCAUCUGUGCAGCAGACUCUUCCAUCACAGCAAGCUGCAAUGGCACUGGAUCUCAAUCAUCAAGCAUCUCAGCUGGCAUCUGCCUUGAACCCUGUGGUUCCUGCACAGGUCCCACCAAGCCAAAUCCCUCAGACACAAGUUCGUACCGCCCCACUUUACAGCCAGGUCGUCGCAGGUCCACCUUCUUCUCCACAGCACCAGCCUCAAGCAAUUACCCCUGCCAAUGCUCACACCCAGAUACAAACCAUUACUCACCCACAGACCCACAUCCAAACCCAGACACACACCGAGACCACGGGCACCUUCGUGGAGCCACCUUACCCCCAGGCUGCAUUUCAACUCCCUCAUAUUCCCUCCAGUCCAUCCCAUACAUCCAUUCACACUGCUAACACCCUGACCAGCCUCAAGCCAACUCCCCCAGCUUCUGAGCCCCGUGCCCCAUGUGAGGCGCAGCAAAGCCAGCCUGGUCUAACCGAUAUGGUUCCUACUUCGCCACCUCCUGUCAAUGCUUCACAGCCCCUCGGUUCUACCGGCCCUGCCCUUCCCCCGUCUUCACUGGCAGACUGUGACUCUGCAUUGCUGGGCAUAGCGCAGGAGAGUCAAAACCAGUCCGUCAACCGACAUUCUUCAUCAAGCUCUAUUCCAGCUAAUGGAGAAGACUCCCAGUUACUGUUGGUCAAUGGGAAAUUAGAGAGAGUAAAGGCUCAGAGGAGAUCUUCCUACCAUCGGCCUGAGAGAACGACUCACUUUCAGCUCGGCAUGCUGCAGGUAUCAAACACUGGAGACAACAUGGUGGAGUGCCAGCUUGAAACCCAUACUAACAAAAUGGUCACUUUCAAGUUCGAUAUUGAGGGAGAUGCACCCGAGGACAUAGCAGAUUAUAUGGUGGAGGAGGAUUUUGUCCUUGACUCAGAGAAAGAAAAGUUUGUAGAGGACCUGAUGGGAAUAGUGAAGAAAGCCCAGGAGAUUCUCAGCACUCAAUCACAGACUGGAUCUAUGGAGCAGUUACAUGUGAGCACUCCAUCAAGUUCAACAAUGGACUCGGCACCCCAGUCUUCUCCAGUGGGUCGCUGGAGAUUCUUUAUCAACCAGACCAUUCGUCACCGUGACACUCAGCCCAACCAAGGAGCCUCAACUCCACCUCCAGGAGGGGAGAGCCAGGAUUUUAAGACCACAGAAACUGAGAGAGCUUCAGACCAUGAGGGUUCACAGCAUUCAGACAACCUAUCUGGACUUGCAUCUCCGCCGUGUUCCUCACAUCCUCACUCGGUGUCUUCUCCUCCUGGAUCUUCUGUCUCUGUCCCAGCCUCGGCCACUGUUGCCUCUGUUGCCUCUGUUUCUGAUGCUACUUCUUCAGACUCCUCCUCCAUCUCUGCCCCACCUAAUCUUCUCAUGUUCCCAGCCUCGGCAGCUUCUGGAACCACUCAAGACGUAACAGCUACCCCACAUCCAACUGCUACUGGAAAUGUUUCUGCAGCCUCCAUUCAAGCUCAGGUUCCAAAUUUGGCUUCAACUGGCUUCCCAAUGACUGAACCUGUCCCAGUUCCUGCUACAAAAAGUGGACUUGGAGAUGCUGGUGCUGUUAAUAAUCGCUUGCCUGAAAGCCAGCAGAGUCUCUCAGCUUCUAUGUUAAAUCAUAGUGAGCAACGAUCACAACAGCAGCAGCAGCCGCAGAUACCACAGGCUGCAGUGCCAACAAUGCAGAAGGCUGCAAUACUCCAACAAGGUCCCCCACUUCUCAGCUCACAGCUCACAGAGAUCCAGCCUGUGCAGCCGGCAAUGGCCAGCAUUGACCAAGCUCAGCUGCAGCAGAAGCAGCAACUUCUUCUGCAGCAGCAACAACAACAGUUGCAACAGACUGUGCAACAGACCGUGCAACAAACAACGCAGCCAUCGGUGCAUCAGCUAACUCAACAGGCACAGCUUCAGCCUACCCACACGGACCCACACACCUUGCUACAGCAGCAUAAACCAGUAGAGAUGAUGCACGAACCUGUAGGGCAAAGCAGUUUUCCUGCAGCCGCUGAACAGCAAAAUGCUGCUCAGUAUUUGUCCUUUCAAGCUCAGCAUCCAGCAGUUUCUCACAUGCAUCCAGGUCAUCCGUUGGUUCUACAGCAAAUUCCCAAACAGGGACAACAGGAAGCUUCCCUACAGUCAAUAAAUCAGCAAACUGCGCAUCUACAGUCACAUAUUCUCCAACAGCAAGCCAGUCUGGAGCAGAUGCAUCCACAGACAGUGGUGCAACAACAACAGCAGCAGCAGCAACAAGCAGUUGCCAUGCAGCAAUAUGUGCAGCAGGAAAUGGUACAGCCUCCCAACACUCUGGCCAUGGCCAUGCAAGCGCAGCAAGGCUUCCCAACACAGAUCCCACAGGAUCCCUUACAGCACAGAGCACAGGUUCAGCCUAUGGUGGCUCAGCAGGUACCUGCUGAACAAAUCCACCCGCAGUCAGUGGUACAGCAGGUGUCACAAGAAACGCCACCCCCCUCUCAACCUGCAUCGGCACCGCCCGUGCAGAAGCAGCCAUCUUUCCAGCAGUCCGAAUCCGAGCUUUCCACCGGCGAGGCCAGCGUCACCGAUGAUAAUAACCAGUCUGCUCCUGCCCUGCCCUUAUCCGAUGCCUCUCUGCCCCCUCUCCCGCUCCUGGACACACCUCUGCCAGCCCUCACCCACGUCCUCACUCCCUCCCCAGCGCAGCCAUCCUCCGUGGCCGAAUCCGACAGCGAGGGCCCCCCGAAAAUCGACUUUGUGGACAACCGCAUCAAAAAACUGGACGAGAAGCUGAGGACACUACUGUAUCAGGAGUACAGCGCCACUGGAGCCACUUCAGCUGGCUCCGCCCCCGCUGCUACACACGCCCCUGCUUCAGCAACAGCCACGACUUCCGUCUCCACCGGAGCCGAUGAUUCCCAUUCGCUGCCUCCCUCUUCCUUCCAUCCUCCUCCAGCCUCCUCCUCCGACACCUCCCCACACUCCUCCUCCUGCACCACCUCUUCCACCACCCCACGCUCCUCUUCUUCAUCUCCGGAUGGAGAAAAGGAGAGAAUGGGAGAGGAGGGUGUGACCCUGCCUGCUACAGGAGCCUCCACUGCUGUGGAGCGCCAGCCCGCCUCCUCAGGCUCCCCUCCCUGCUCUCUUUUGUGCCCUCGGCAGGAGCCUGCGCCUGGACCGCCGUCGCCACCUGGUCCUGGUGAACCCACAGUGCUCGCUGCCCCCUCCCUCUCUGAAAGCAGUGCCCCCGGAGACGUCCCGUGGCCUCCCCCCUCCCAGCAGCCCAUCCCUCUGCGGCCGGGAGAACAGCAGCAACACAAUGCAGGAGGUGGAUAUUUUGGCCUAAACCUGACAUGUCCUAGUAUCAGAAAUCCUGUUAGCAAGAAAUCCUGGACUCGCAAAUUCAAAAGCUGGGCGUGCAAACUGCGCCACUCCGCCAGCUUGUUCAAGAAGCCCCGAGUCCAGCAAGAUGGAAACUCCAGCAGUCAGGGAGCGGGAGAAGAGAGAGAGACGCCCUCAGAUAUCCAGCCCUGCUCACGCAGAGGACGAUUUCAGGUUACCCCAGUGGUCCAGGCUGCAGACCCACCUGCUCCAUCAGAGGAAGCUCCAGUGGAGGGAGAUGUUCGCCGGCGGGUGGGUCGAUUCUCUGUGACAAAGAGUGAACAAAAAGAGGAGCAGCUAACGGACAGCUCGCCCAUCUCCCCAGACCUGGAGAGGGAGAGGAGGAAGAUGAAGGCAAAAGAAGGAGAAAAAGAGGAGAGGAGAACCCCAGUGCCUGGACACCACCCCCAGCGCAGCCACACACACUCUCCAAUAGGGAGCAGCGAUGAUGAGAGCGAGGUUGAGGAUGAGGACCUGAGGAAGGAGCUGCAUAAACUCAGAGAGAAACACAUCAAAGAGGUGGUGUCCCUGCAGGCGCAGCAGAACCGGGAACUGCAGGACCUCUAUCGGCAGCUGCGCAGCCUCAAAGACCACCGGCAGCCGCUGCCCCUGUCCCGGACCCCUCCGCUCCCCACUGCACCCCUGGCCAUCUCCCCGCGCAGGCCCCGCCCUGCCAAAACCAAGCUCCGCCCCCGACCCCACUCUCACAUGGACAACAAUGGCGUCACACACCAAGUGAGUCUCCAGCAGUCUAGCAGUUACUCUGGUGGAGAACAAACCAGACUGCGUUCCUACUGCAACCCAGACAAAACAGCUCCACCCACCAAGAGAGACCAAAGCCCUCCAGCCCAGGGUUCUGCCAACAGAAAGAGCACAUUCACAGAUGAUUUACACAAACUCGUAGAUGACUGGACGAAAGAGGCUGUCGGAUCUGCCCAACCCAAACCUUCGCUCAACCAGAUCAAACAGAUCCAACAGGUGAACGAGUUUGGUGGAUGGAAUCAGGCCACUGAGGCUACUCCUCCAGGAUGGUUCCCAUCAACGUCCCUAAAUCCCAAAAACGCUCCCGUAUCCACCAGUCUCUCCACCAUGACAUGCCCCACCUACAGCAGUGCAUCGGGCCAGGCCCAGCCGCCUCCCACGCAGCCCCCCAUCACCUCCCUGCCACAGCAGAGCCUCCACCUGCAGGCCCAGGCCUUCCCACCCCUGCAGUACAGCCAGCCUCCCCUGCACCUCCAGCAGGUGCAGCCGCUGCCGGGCUCCCUGCCUUUGAGCCAGCCGCCACAGCUGCAGCCACUGGCCCCAGUGCUGCCCUCCUCCACCCUCCACACCGCGCCCUCCUCCACCUCCACGCUCAUCAGCCCUGCAGGGCCCACCAGCAUCACCGCUGCCUCCAGCACGGCUUCAGCAUCCGCCAGCCAAGACGCCGUCACAGCAUCCACCUUCUGCUCCUGCUCCUCCACCAACUCCUCCUGCUCCUCCUGCUGCUCCGCAUCUGCCCUGACUGCCAGUGCCAAACUCCACCCCACGCCUCCCACCUCCGCCCUCCCUCUAGGACAGCAGUGAACUACAGACGAAUGGAAUAAGUCUACCGAGGAAGAGAGAGAGCGAGAGAGAGGAGUGUUUGAGAAUGUGAACGCGAAACAUGAUUAAUCCUAAUGUACAGAAGAAGAAAAAAUACAUUUAAUUGUACAGAACAGAAGACUAGGAGCUGGGAAGGGGUGCACAGGUCUUCUGAGUGUCUGGGUGCACAGGUGUGGGGUGUGUAAAUUAUGUAGUGGGUGUGUGUGUGUGUGUGUGUGUGUGUAUUUGUGUGUGUGUGCGCACGAGUGUGUGUGUGUUCACUUUUUUCUUUUUCUUUUUUUUUUUCUUAUUCAUUAUUUUCCUCUGUGUGUUUCUGCACUGUUGAGAUUUCUAUCCAACCCAGUUGGACCUCAACUCUCCCUAUAUUAUUAUAGAGAUGUGAAAGAAGAAAGACCCUUUUUUUGACAGGAAAAAAAAGGAAAGCUAAUUUUUUAUUUUAUUUUAUUUUUUAUUUCUCAACAGUUCUGUUGAAAGGACUUUUUUUGAGUUCUUAAGAAAAGUGCAAUUAGUACCUGAUAACUGAAUUCAUCUUUCUGUGUUGUCGUGAUGCGUGUCUGUAUAGCUUAAAAGACCUAUUUUUUUGAAGUGCGCACGGAGACAACAACCAGAUGUUCCACAGCGAGCCGCCAUUGUAAGAGAAUACAGCACAAAACGGACUCUGUCUCGACGAGCGGCGAGGCGGCGGCGGCGAAGCAGGUCCGCAUGUUUCGUGACGUGACAGAGCAUGGUAAACAGUUAUCAUCCCAGCUUUGAGGCCAACCUAUACACUGUCUGUGUACGGUGUAGUGCACGGAUUAGGCAUGUUCUUCUCUUUUACACUGAUUUGAUUAUUGUAGGAAAACCUACUUUUAGAAUAGGUGAAGGAUCUUUUAGAUAGAAAAUAACUUCAGUAGUGAUUGGCUGUCUAAACUUCUUUUUAGAUUUUAGCACUGGAUCCUGGAAUACGGUAGGUCUCCUAAAAGCCAUUGCACACCGAACGCAGCUCGCCCUUAAAACAAAGAUUUUAAAACAUUAAGAUGGUAAAGCAAGCUGACAACAUUUUUUGGAGUGUAGAUUAUUAAUAAUAUAAUAUACUGAUGUCAAACCUACAAUUUCUGGUUUAUUUAAUACAUAAGGCACCCCUGAUUUUAAGGUGCAUUAAGUGACACUAGUAAGGAUGCCUACUUCGAAGUGAGCAAGGGUGUCGCCAUGUUUCCCUUCUAAUGGGGAAGCUGGAAGCUGAUGUUAAUCUACAGCUUAGAUUUACAAUAUUUUGUCGACAUUUUGACAAUAUAUAAUCCAGUGCACCUUACCUUAAAUUUUGAAUUCUACCAGUCAGGUAUUAAGGAGCAGUAAAGCUACUCUGCUGAAGUGCAUUUACAGCAUUAUAAGGGUGAGUUUUUUAGUGAAGUUUCUCCAGCACUAACGCUGGGAGCAGCAGCAUUAACAAUAUAGCAUUAGCCGCUAACCGCAGCGCUAGCGAGAGGUAAUUGCCACCCAAUAGUGGUAGACUGAGGAACCCUGAGUGUUCCAGUAACACUGCAAAUCACCCAGACUACAGUCCAAUAUACUUGCCUCUGAACGAAAGAGCGAAAGAGCUAGCGCUGUGGUUAGCGGCUAAUGCUAAUGCUUAUGCUGCUGCACCCAGCCUUAUUGCUGGAGAAACGUCACUGAAAACUCACCCUUAUAACCGCUUUACUGCUCCUUAAUACCUGUCUGGUAGAACUCAGACAUAAGGCACACAGGAUUAUAAGGCAAACUGACUUUUUAGGAAAAUUAAAGAAUUUUAAGUGCGCUUUAUAGUCCAAAUAAUACGGAAUAUGGUAUCUUAUCAAAAUUGAAUUUUUAGGUGGCAGCGUGGUGCGUUCGGUGUUCAGCGGCCUUUAGUAUCCAAUCGAAUACAAAUUAAUGAAGCUAAUGUGAUUGCAGUACAGGAUUUCCUCUUUCUCAUUAGCAGACUCUUCUUCUUCUCUGUCCGAGGUUUACAGCAUUAACCCACAUCCCAUAAAACGGUGGACAUGCCGGAGCUUUAGUGACGCUUUGACUGAAGCAUCCUCUGCUUGGUCUUGUAUUUGUGUGUGUUUUGCACAGCUGCAUACAGUACACGCCUCCGAGCACUCCAAACUGUGAAGAGGUUACUGCGCUUUCUUUCUGUGAAGGCUUAAGCACCAUUACCAGAAGCUAUAGUAUAUUAUACAAGUGUGAAUAUAUAUAUAUAGAUAUACAGAUAUACACUGAUCAGCCGUAACAUUAACAGCACACUAUGUUGUUCAUCUUAUCAGCAGUAUUGUAUAAUUAUAGACUGUAGUUCUGUAUCUGUUUCUCUUUAUACUCUUUAUACUUUGUUUUAGUUGAGUGGUGGGUCAGAUGCAGCAGUGCUGCUGGAGUUUUUAAACACCUCACAUUCACUGCUGGGCUGAGAAUAGUGCAACAAUAGGCUCACAGAUGAUCAGCAAGAGUUUGGUGCAUGGAAUCAGGCCACUGAGGUAAUAACGCUUCUACUAAGCAAAUAUUUCGUCUGUAAAUAUACACUAGAUCUCUAGAGAUUAUCUCAUGUAAAUAUGAGAUUGUUUAACGCAGGGCUUUGCUGUUCUGGUCGAGCAGGAUUGGAGUGCUGCCUUAAUGGCUAAUAAUAACUUGCAUUAAAUCAGCCGUGUUUAAACAGGGCAUGAAAUUAAAUUGAAUUAAAGGCCAUCCAAAAACAAUCCUGUAAGCACUGAUGAAGUAUUAUAGAGCAGGGGUCGGCAGUAGGUGUCCCAUGGGCCCGAUGUGGUCCGCAAGCAUUAAAAAUGGGGACCUUGAGGUUACUAUAAACUAUAAAAGGAAACUAUAAUAACCGAAAAUGAAAAAAAAAUAAAAAUAAAAUGCUUCUCUGGUGAGCUUUUGUUUACAUCCCUCCCCUGUCUCUCUCUCUGUCGCGCUCAGCAUGAGUUUAGUGUUCACCUUCUCUCGUUUUUCCACCCAUUCUUCGGCUCCCUAUCUUCUUCGUUUUUUUUUUUUCUGAUCCACUCACUUUAACAGAACAACAACUAUUCAGUGCUCACUGCAGUACUGAGAAUCAAAGACCCACCACCCAAAUAAUAAUAAUAAUAAUAAUAAUACCUUGUGCUCAGAGUGGCCCGGCAGUCUAAAACCCCACCACUAAAAUAAGAAAAUCGAUGGUUCGAAUCCUGAUCAUGCAGCUUGCCAUCAGCUGCCAGAGCCCAGAGAGAGCACAAUUGGCCUUGCUCUCUCUCUGGGUGGGUACAGUAGAUGGCAUGCUUUUCCCUCAUCACUCCUAGGGUGAUGUGGAUCAGCACAAGGCUGCAUCUGUGAGCUGAUGUAUCAGUCGCUGCGCUUUCCUCGGAGCGUUAGCGCUGUGAUGCUACUCAGUUCAAAAAGAGGCCGAUUCUGACUUCACAUGUAUCAGAGGUGGUGGUGUGGCAUUACUAGUGAAGGGGGAUAUACAGCUGAGUAGUAGCUGAAUGGGUGGGUUUGUACGGUCAUGAUAAAUAUGGAAAAGUCAUGGAAAAUUUGGUCUUGAAGGCGUGGAAAAUUCAUGAGAAAAUAAUGGAAAUUUAUUGGUUAAAAAGGGUAUGAACCUUGCUAUAGCUAAAUUGGGAGAAAAUGGGAAAAAAUUGAAAUUUGAAUACAUAAAGUUUGCAGAGAAACAUAUACAAGACUAUAUACUACAGUUUGUAAUUAUAGAACUACAGAACAGAACAGUGCUCUGAUAUGCUCAGUGAUGCUGAUAACAUGGACUACAAUCGAUAAUAGUUAAUAGAUACUAGUUAAUUCUAUGGCUGAUCAACGUUUAUGUUCUGUACUUACUGAUGAACAGAUAAAACAGAUAAAAACUGCCAAGUGAAUUUAAGAGUGUAGGAGAUUUUGCACCUUGGCUGUCCUGACAGAAUGUUGCCUUUUCGAGUCGCUGUGUUUUACAGUACAGUAGCUACGUCAGAAGUCUAUUUCCACCCCAGAGAUUACGAGGUUCCUGUAGGUGGCACUGUGGCGGCAGUGUCCGGCCUCGCCCAAUCAGCACCUGAGAAAACCUGUUGUUUACAGAUGUUUACGCUUUACCUCUCCGUGCAAAUGCGAAUAAAUAAAUAAACUAACAAAUAAAAAUAUGGGAAAAGUGUUUUUUUUUAUUAUUAUUAUUUUUUUUUUCAGACACGCAAAGCAGUUGUCAAACAGCAAGUGGGCCUUUUGUUUUGGCCUCGUGCUUCAAGUGUCCAGUUAGACUCUUUUUUUUUUUUUUUUUUUUUUUUCCCAGGUUGUGUAUUUACAGUACAAUAGACAGAAGAUUGACCAGCAUCGCAUCGCAUCGUUCUGUGUCCGUGAAUGUGAUUUUUAACAGUGCGAGUUUUGGCGGAGCAUCAUAAGGUUGUGGUUAUGGUUAUGUACAGCUGGUUUUGGGUGUAAUAGAGUGCUCUAUUUUUUAGAACUACAGCAGUUGUGGAUUUGUAAUGUAACGUGCACAAGGACUACAGUGAGAGACGAAGGAAGGAAAAGGAAAAGUCAGAAAAUUAACUUAGGAAAAACGUAAAUCUAAUUUAACCUGUCUAAUUUGUUGUGUGUUGUUACGGAGUCAUGCUAUGCUUGAGCUGCUUUGUGGAUGUUUAAAAAAAAAACAGUGAAUAAUAGGACUGUGUGGUAUGUGUGUGUGUGUGUGUGUAUGGAGAUUUAUGGUUAAAAAAAAUCAUUUUUUUUCCAGAAAGCCUCUAUCGAUUUUUUUUUUGUUUGUUUUUAUCAUUUUCUAUACGGCGGCCCACACCUUCCCAGUAACCAAUGGCACAUAAUUACCGGCGGUGAGUUUACAUGUUGUCGAGUACGAGAUGGAGUCCGAGUACUGAGUACUAACUACCACAUCCACAACACGUCAUCACUCUUUACCGACAGGAACGGCGGGAACACGCCCCGCCCCGCCCUGUUACCAAGUGUUACCAAAAUGUAAUCUAAAAGAAAAGCAUUAUUUUUGUAUUUUAAACUGGGGUUGUAAAAAUGUAAAAUGAUAUACUGAAUGGUGUUUGAAAAAGCUGCAGUUACCAGUUAACGGUGGGAUGCAUUGGUCCUCAGCUCUGGUUGUCUGGGGGUCCCCUGCCUCAGCCGGAGCUCAGCCCUGAGAUUGUGACACAAUCUAAAAAAAAAAAGUCCAGUUUUAAUUUAGUUAAUUUUGUUUCAAUAUUAGUUUUUUUUAUCAUUAUUUUAUGUUUCGUUUCAUUUUUUUAAAUAUAGGAAAAUUGGAAUAUUUCCAUUUGAAUUGAAACUUUAAAAAAAUUGAUGUGCAAAGCUGUAUGUUGAACCAUUUCCACAGUCUACUGUCUCUUUGCUGAAAUCGUUAGAGUUUUUUUUUACCAGGGGACCCAGUAUUACUAAACUGAGCACCAAUGAUUCGAGGUUAUUUGAUCAAAAAUAAUCUAGAAGACUAAAACUUUUAUUGCCGGUGAUUUAGCUACUGUAAAAUUGUAACUAAUUCAAUUGUUGAUUUUAUUUAUGUUUUGUAACUAAUCAAAAAAUAAAAGAUGGUGUUAAACAUCAAA